Molecule: messenger RNA, 990 nt
Organism: Anopheles darlingi
Lineage: Eukaryota; Metazoa; Arthropoda; Insecta; Diptera; Culicidae
Exons: 4
Coding region: 295-867 (190 amino acids)
Source: RefSeq, a predicted model, not a curated record
CGAAGGUAUUACAUCAAAAGACUUGCGCGAGAGGCAACAAACCCCAACUGGCGGUUUCGGAGCCGAUGGAUUCGGCUUUUUGGUUCAAACCUGGUACUGCCGUGUUGCACCGCCGGUCAGCAGUCAGUUUUACGUCAACUAACAUCGGGACUAGACGUGCGUAUACUUGCUGUGAAGCAAAGCGUGAAUUAACCCUAUCGGCGUGUGAUAUUCUGUUACAGUUUGUGUAGUAGUGUUGCGUUAGUGUGUAAUAUUUCGUGUGAAAUUAUCUAGCAACGAGCCGCCAUCGUCAAAAUGAAGAUUCUUAGAACCCUACCGGCCGCCAUCUACUGUUUGAUCUUUGCGAUGCUUGGUUCCAGUGACUUCAACGCCUACAAACAUGCGGUGGUGGCUCAGGAACCUCUGUUCGAAUUGCCAGUCCAACUGAUCGGUUUUCCAGUCAUCAUUCUUUCUGUUCGGUUAGCUAACUUUGCCAAAAAGUUGGCGUAUUCUCUAAAUCCGAAGACCUAUCAGUCCCGAAGUCGGAGAGAAACGUUGUCGGGAACAACGGUGGAGCCGGAGCAGCUGUCGUGGCUGGCCAUCGAUGUGGCACAAGCUGAACGAAAAAUUUACCAAGAGUUCGGCCCGAAGGCGUGCAUCGAAGAGGAACCAUGCCGUAUUCAUGCGGUUAGCAGCGCUCGCAUGGACCAAUACAAGCCAGACUGGGACGACAUUUUGAAAAACUACAAAUCGCAAUCCAACGGAAUGAAGCAGUGGUAUCUGCUGUCCGUUUUCCUUGGUGACUAUCUGCGUGAUGUACAGUUUUGCAAGCAGCUCGCCAAGCGAUUAGAUUGCAACCGGUACCAGCGUCCGUUCGUUCGAGACUGAGUUUUAAAAUAGAUAGACGCAAAGAAAUGUACAUAAGCUUUGAAAACAAUCAUUUUAAGGAAAUGCUGUACCUAGGCGAUAAGUUAGUCAUCUAUAAAAGGAAUAAAACAAGUCAGUAUGCGC